CCCUCCCUCUCCCCUCAGACCCUGAGAGGAUGGAGCCCAGCACCUGUAAGACCAGCGAGUCAGAGGAAGACUAUGUGGAAGAGGAGUCUGAGGAGGAGCGUGUUCAAGGGGAAGCUCCCCUCCCCGCUAACCCUUCUCAGCAGGAGCCCUCAAAGCCUGACAGCAAGGCCCCGGGGAAUGGAGUUCCCCUGUCCGUUGUAGCCAAGAAAACCCCAAAGAAAAGCGUAGGCCCACUUGACUCAGAGGACUUGGAGACUGGGAGGAGAAAGAGAAGGAGGAAACGCAGACCCCUGGCCAUCAACCUGACCAACUGCAAGUAUGAGAGUGUGCGCCGGGCGGCCCAGAUGUGCGGCCUGAAGGAGGUGGGGGAGGAUGAAGAGUGGACUGUGUACUGGACAGACUGCUCUGUCUCACUGGAACGAGUCAUGGACAUGAAGCGGUUUCAGAAAAUCAACCACUUCCCUGGCAUGACGGAAAUCUGCCGCAAGGACCUGCUGGCACGGAACCUCAACCGCAUGCAGAAGUUGUACCCCGCCGAGUACAACAUUUUCCCCCGCACCUGGUGCCUCCCCGCAGACUACGGCGACUUCCAGGCCUACGGGCGUCAGCGAAAGACCCGCGCUUACAUCUGCAAGCCCGACAGUGGCUGCCAGGGACGUGGCAUCUUCAUCACCCGAAACCCCCGGGAGAUCAAGCCAGGGGAGCACAUGGUCUGCCAGCAGUAUAUCUCCAAGCCCUUCCUCAUUGACGGCUUCAAGUUCGACAUGCGCAUCUACGUCCUGAUCACGUCCUGCGACCCCCUUCGGAUCUUCAUGUACGAGGAGGGCCUGGCCCGCUUCGCCACCACGCCCUACGUGGAGCCAAGCCACAGCAACCUGGACGACGUCUGCAUGCACCUGACCAACUACGCCGUCAAUAAGCACAACGAAAACUUUGUCCGGGACGCGGCCGUGGGCAGCAAGAGGAAGCUGUCGACGCUCAACGCCUGGCUGGGAGAGCGCAGCUACGACGCGCGGGAGCUGUGGCGGAACAUCGAGGACAUCAUCAUCAAAACCGUCAUCUCCGCCCACUCUGUCCUUCGCCACAACUACCGAACCUGCUUCCCCCAGUAUCUGAGCGGAGGCAUAUGCGCCUGUUUUGAGAUCCUGGGCUUCGACAUCUUGCUGGACCACAAGAUGAAGCCCUGGCUGCUGGAGGUAAAUCACUCUCCAAGCUUCACCACCGACUCCAGCCUGGACCGGGAAGUGAAGGACGCGCUUCUCUGUGAUGCCAUGACACUCAUCAACCUCCGGGGCUGCGACAAGAGGAAGGUGCUGGAGGAGGACAAGCGGCGGGUCAAGGAGCGGCUUUUCCACUGCCACCAGCAGCCGCGCGAAGCCAGGCGGGAGCAGAUGGAGUCGUCGCGCGCUGCCAUGCUGGACCAGGAGCGCUACGAGGAUGCCCACCUGGGGGGCUACCGGCGCAUCUACCCCAGGUCAGACGCGGAGAAGUACGCGCCCUUCUUCAAGCACAACGGCUCCCUCUUCCAGGAGACUGCAGCGUCCAAGGCCAGGGAGGAGUGCGCCAGGCAGCAGCUGGAGGAGAUCCGCCUCAAGCAGGAACAGCAGCGGCGCUCGGGCUGCAAGCGGCGGCGGGAACACAGGGACCAGAGCCAGGGCGAGUCGGCCGGGGAGAAGAGCGGCCUCAGAGCCUGGCCACGCAGCCUCGCCACCCACGGGGCCUACCGGAGCCGCAGCCGGGGCCCCGAAAAGGAGCUGCCGCCGGCGCCCCUGGACACCACGCAGCCCCAGGAGAUCGUGGAGGAGGAGGAGCUGGAGCGGAUGAAGGCCCUGCUCCAGCGGGAGAACCUCAUCCGAAGCCUGGGCAUCGUGGAGCAGCUCACCCGCAUGCUGCACCCCAGCCACCGUGGCCAGAAAAGGCUUCCUGAGUUUCGGGCUAGAUUUCACCAGGACCGGCUGGGCCGUCAAGAACUGCAAUCGGUGAACCUGGUUCCACUGGUCCUCCUGAGAGGGACCGCCAAAAAGCAGGGCCCUCAUUUCCUGCACCCGGUGCGGCCCCACGCGCUGAUCCCCAGGAUCUUAGGGCCACUGCCACCUCAUCCUCGGUGCCACCUCCCGCCCAAGAACGUCAACUGGAUAGAAGACCCGGCGGCCUUCGGCUCCUGUUCACUGUCAGUGAAGAAGCCUGGCAGGCGCUACUUUCCCAGCGCCAGAGUCAGGCUCCCUGGCCAGGGCCACGCCAGCAGAAGGCUGGACGCCAUCAACCGGGCCCUGGCGGGAUCCGUGCCGCCCUCUCUCUCCCCGCAGCGGGGCUACCUGCUGCAGCAGCAGAGGGUGGCGAGUGGCUCGUGGGCUGAGAGCAGCGCGCCCGCCGCGGAAGGCAGAGCAGACGCGGCCCAGCACGGCGCCCUCUGCCCGGCCUCGGCGCCCCUGCUGCAGCGUCCCCUCGAGCUCCUGGACCUCCGCCACCACCGCGCCCUGAGGCGGCAGGAAAGGGCCGUCCGGCUCCAGAAGAUCCGCAGGCAGAUGGAGGCGCCGGGCGCCCCGCCCAGGACCCUGACGCGGGAAGCCAUGGAGCAGAUCCGGUAUUUACAUAAAGAAUUUGCGGAAUCCUGGCCUGUUCCCAGGCUGGCGGAAGGCUUUGAUGUCAGCACUGAUGUGAUCCGGAGGGUGUUAAAAAGCAAGUUUGUACCCACGUUGGAACAGAGACUGAAGCAGGAUCAGAAAGCCCUUAAGAAAGCGGGACCUGCCCGCUCACUCGGCCAGCUCCGGGGCUCUGGGGGUACUUCAGAGCCCCCUUCUGCAGGCUGCCCCCCAUCAGCCACUUUGCUGAUGUCAGGCGAUGAAGUCCCAUCCAGGGGCCACAGUCACAGCAUCGCUUUGGACGUGACGGAAUCAAACACUCGAAUGGCAGAUGCACCAGGGAGACCGAAGGGAAGGAACAGGGGGACCCAGGCCUGGGGGCGGGGGCGCUGCGUGGCUGUGCCCGGAAGCCAGAGCUCGCGGCAGGAGCCCUGCGCCCUUGCUGGGCAAGGUGCCGGGGACACCCGCCUCCCUGAACUGCCAGCUGGCGAGAAGCUGGGAAAGUCGAAGAUGGGGGAGCCGGGUGACCAGAAUUUCAGCAGCAGGGUAGUGCAGAGGGGCCGAGAGUUCUUUGACGGCAACGGAAACUUUCUGUACAGAAUCUGAGCUGGAGCCGGGCUUGUGGAGACAGACAGCUGCGCCUGUGUUUAGAGUUGUCUGGCUCUGAGAGGGUUAGCCACCGUGGGAGAGGAAGAAAGGAGCCUGGAAUUGGGAGGAAACAGCUGCUUGGAUUUGAACUUAACAGCAGUGACCACAGAGCAGUGUGGGGGAGAGUGACCGGCGCAUGAAGGCCAGCCUGUGGGGACCCCCUGCCUACCAACCCUGUCUGGCUCUGGAGUCAGCCCCUGCUGCGUGGGUCGUAGGACCGUAGUGUUUGGGAGGAAAUUGUGUCUUCACCCUCCUUCCCUUCUUGAAUCAUGAACACUAGCAGUUCUCUUAGUUGGUCGUUUCCAUUACAUGCAGAAUAAAGUGGAAUGUCGCA
Condylura cristata (star-nosed mole) is the source of this 3564-nucleotide messenger RNA. RefSeq names its product neugrin, neurite outgrowth associated (gene NGRN). The transcript is spliced from 16 exons. The record is from RefSeq and is a predicted model, not a curated record. Gene Ontology annotation, cellular component: cilium. Gene Ontology annotation, molecular function: tubulin binding; tubulin-glutamic acid ligase activity. The coding region runs from base 30 to 3188 and encodes 1052 amino acids. Gene Ontology annotation, biological process: protein polyglutamylation; microtubule cytoskeleton organization. NCBI's taxonomy places the organism in Eukaryota, Metazoa, Chordata, Mammalia, Eulipotyphla, Talpidae.